AUUUAUUGAGGCCGUGGGCCGUGAGGCGAGUUGAGCAGAGAAAUUUUGUGGUUUUUAAUUUUUAUGAGAGUUUUGCUAAAAUCUGACUAUUACUUGUGUUCUGGUUUGAUGAAAUUUUCCUAUAACAAUGUCGAAAAGAAAGGCGGGGGUGAAUGAUAUCAUUUACGAAUUGGACAACGAUGACAUCGAAAUUAGUAGUGAAGACGAAGCUGCUAAAGACGCUAAAAUUUUUCGUUUAGACUCAAAAAGUCCAGUAAGUGAUACAAAACAUUAUUCAAAUGACGACAGUUAUAGCCAAGAAAGUAUUGAUAUUGGUAGUCAUAAGGAAAAUACGCUCCCCUUACUUGAAAAGAAUGGAGGGAAAAUUUCUCCCAUCAGCACUUUCUCGGAUGACAAAACUGUUUACAAUAACGGAGUUCAAGUACAACACUUAGAAAAUAAUGUAGAUAUUGACAAAAAAAAUUCCAUGGAUGGAACCAAAACCAUGAUUUUCAACGAAGACAUUGUAAUAGAUUCUCCUGCGUCCAAUAGUGAUUUGGGUGCUAUUGGAUGUGUUAAUAGGACACCGUUAGUGACUGUUAAGUUUAAUGAUAUUAAAUUAGCUAAAGUUUAUAAGGAAAAAGUAAAAGCAUUUAUGUUGAGACUGAUAAAGCUUCACUGUGAGGAUAGUUCAGACACUGAGACUGACUUAGAACUGGAUAUUUGGCCAGAAGACUUGAUCGAGGAUGAUUUCAUUAAUCCUGUGGAAAAGGAACCUGAAGACAACUUGUUUUUUAUUGACACAGCUCCCUGUGAUGCACCAGUGGAAGUGCCCACAUAUAGUCAGCUGUCUACAGUAAUAUCAAAUGUACCUGACCGGGAGCCCACACCUCCAAUGGCAAUGAGAAGAGGUCCGACAUGCUUCAACUGUGACGGCAGCCAUCGGUUGCAAGAUUGCCUCGCUCCGAAAAACAAAGCACGCAUAGCAGAGAAUAGGAAAAAUAUGACCACCAGAGUUGGACGAUACCAUGUCGAAGAUGAACAGAAAUACGGCCACCUGAUUCCGGGUAGGAUAUCCGGGAAGCUCCGUCAUGCUUUAGGACUGAAGAGACACGAGCUCCCGCUGCACAUCUACCGCAUGAGACUGUUGGGGUACCCCCCUGGGUGGCUGGAGGAAGCCAGGAUAUCACAUUCCGGAAUCACCAUGUUUGACUCAUCAGGCACUGCUAUCCAAGACCCUGAGGAAGAAGAGGGAGAGUUGUGCGAUCUCGGCACUAAGGACAAGUUCGACAUCAAAAAGAUCCUGGAUUUCCCUGGUUUUAAUGUAAAGGCCAGUUCGCGGUACAAGGAGGAAGCACACUUAUACAACCUGCCGCCAAUGUCAGACCAGGACAGCAAGAUAGUGAUGUUGGCAAAGCUAGCACCAAAUGCAAUGAUGGCGUAUAAACGAAAGAAGCUGACUUUCUUCCCGUCAGCCUCUCUGAACACCAAUCAGGAAGGGCAGGCUGAGAUGGAACUGGACAGCGGAGACGAAACAGCGGUAUUUCCGUGGAAUCCACCGCUUCCGGACGAGGCGCCGCCCGAAGCCCCGCGGCCGCCCCCGCCCCCUCCCCCGCCGCCGCCGCACUCCCCGGAGAGUGACGUCAUCACGGUGGACGACAAGACUGACCCGGACAAUUCUGACGUGGUCAUCGUAGAACAGAACGUCAGCUUGGUGACGGUUGAUGACUCCUUGAGUGAUGAUAAACUCGAUGUAAAUGACAAAUACCAUAUCAGCAGUCCGACGUUGAAUGACCUUGAAAACAAGAAACAAAAAUUGUUAGACGCUCUAGAAGGUGACAUUUCUCCGAUUGGGUCUGACGUAGAAAUGGAAGAUUAUUCCGAAUAUGAUGACUCGCAGGAAACUGAACAACAAUCAGAUAAUAAAGUUGUAGUCGUUAGCAGUGAAAGUGACAAAGGAACUGCAAAUGUCAGUAAAUCGGAUGAUGUUACGCGCACGAGUUUAGAAAAUGCGUCAGUCUCUGCUUCGGAUGAUGUUAUGCGCACGAGUUCAGAAAAGGCGUCAGUCGCUGCUUCGGAUGAUGUUACGCGCACGAGUUCAGACAAGGCGUCAGUCGCUGCUUCGGAUGAUGUUACGCGCACGAGUUCAGACAAGGCGUCACUCUUUGCUUCGGAUGAUGUGACGCGCACGAGUUCAGACAAGGCGUCACUCUUUGCUUCGGCUUCGGAUGAUGUUACGCGCACGAGUUCAGACAAGUCGUCACUCUUUGCUUCGGCUUCGGAUGAUGUUACGCGCACGAGUACAGACAAGGCGUCACUCUCUGCUUCGGCUUCGGAUGAUGUCACGCGCACGAGUUCAGACAAGGCGUCAGUUUCUGUAUCUGAUGCUGAUUCGGAAUCAACAAUGGAAUUGAGGACAGGACACGUCAAAACUACAAUGUACGGGACCCCAGUGAUGAAUGUGGCGUCCCCAUACGUAAAGUUACCGACUGACGACAAGUUUGCCAAAGAUAUAUGUGACGUCAUCAACUUUGAGAACCUCCCCAAUUCAACAGGGAAGUACAAACAGAUAAGCAAGUUGUUGAAAAAGGUGAAAAGCGAAGUGGAUAGAAUACAAGAGUCAUGAUCAGAGCCCGUCGCCUCCCUGUAGGCGAUCUCUCGUACAAUUAAUUAUGAAGUACCAUAUCUAAUUCUUAGUAUUUUUGUACUGCCACCGUCAUGGAUUUAUAGGUUAGAUAGGAAAUAUUUUUUAAAAAUUAAGUUCAAUAAAAGGAAUUAAAAUAUGGUAAGUCAAACGCGCAGAAGAUAAAGGCUUGCACGGUUAAAAAAGGGACUUGUCUCUUGAAGAUAUUAAAACAUUUAACUCUGGAACUUUCUUGUGUCCAUGGUUCAAGUUAUUACUAUUCAGGCCGCACUUGUUAGAAGGGUGAGGAAGAAAUAUACUAAAUAUUACAAUAAAAAACCGCAUGAAAUUAAUUUACAAGUAGAAAGUUAACUAAUUGUAAAAAUACCUUAAACUUGUCCAAAGCUGCUGGGCUGCUUUCUCCCACUGCUGGGCAUAUGUCUUUCCAAUAUCUUAUUCUUAGUUUUAUCUUAUAUAAGGGUUUUCUGGCCCAGGUUACCCCGGCAUGGUCUUUAUGUCAUCAGACCAGCAGUUGGAUUCUACGACUUAUUUCUGCCUUCAUAGAAUUUCUGCCCAAUGUAAACUGGCGCCCUAAGUAAUUGUACUCAUCCACUUUUUCCAGUACGCGAUUGGAUUUGGUCUCUCCUCUUGUCCAUUUUCAUUUCCAUACCUAUUUUACACAAUAUAGGUUUAUAAACUAGGGAUUCCUUUAGGCGAUGGGCUGGCAACCUGCCACUAUUUGAAUCUCAAUUCUAUCAUUAAGCCAAACAGCUGAACUGUUGGCACUGUCUACCCCGCGAGGAAUAUAGACGUGAUAGUAUGUAUUUUGUGGUAAAAAAAAAGGUUUUUUGAAUGUUUCUUUCCCCUAAACUACCAUUAUAAAUAUACCGUCAAACAAAUGCAUUUUAAAAAUAAAAAGUACAUAUUACUUUAUAUACAUUUUUAUUUGUUUUAUAUAAUGAAAAGAAUCCAUGUCAGUUAUUUAUUGUUUGCAAAUAAAACUAAACAUCCUAAUACAACAUAACUAAAACUGUGCUGGAAUUUCUCUUAAAAAACAAUCAAAGAAUUUCAAAAAUGUUUAGCCAUCCUGAGAUUAUACACAAUCAUUGAUAAGCCACAUGCUGCCAUAUGUUUUUUUCCCCUUUUUCUCUGAGGUGAGAGAGAAGGUACACAUGAUUAAUAAACCAUAUGUAAGUACUUACCUUCUACCUUACCUAACCAAUGAUGAAUAAUCAAUGUUAAUUAACAUUAACCAUUAGGAUGGCAAAGUAUUUAGACAAAAAAUGAUGGACCUCAGUACAUCGAUCCAGAAAUAAUUCAACAAUAUUUUGUUUUAAAUAUCAUACAAUGUAUGAUG
Molecule: messenger RNA, 3959 nt
Organism: Amyelois transitella
Lineage: Eukaryota; Metazoa; Arthropoda; Insecta; Lepidoptera; Pyralidae
Product: zinc finger CCHC domain-containing protein 8 homolog
Exons: 7
Coding region: 128-2605 (825 amino acids)
Cellular component (GO): catalytic step 2 spliceosome
Molecular function (GO): RNA binding
Source: RefSeq, a predicted model, not a curated record